CAACCAACGACGACAACGACGUCGAUAAUCCACUCCCGACUUUUCCUGUCUUCAAGGUCGAACCCCACUAUCUCCAGCACCAACAAUGGCUGCGCAGUCAGACCCCGAGUUUCCUUGCUCACUAACGAUCGACGUCCCCCUCCCCACCGCCCGUCUCGCCUCCGCCGCCCUCCAAUCUCUGCGCGUCGACCAAGAACUCUCCCCUCUGGUGCGCCGCUCCUUCUCCACGAUCCCGUCCCCUAAUUCCCCCACCGCCUCAUCAUCAUCAUCAUCAUCCCCCGAAAACACGGUCCUGCGCACCGAGUACAAAGCGACCACGAACCGCAUGCUGCGCGUCGCCGUCAACGGGUUCAUGGAGAGUCUGAGUACCGUUUUAGGGGUCAUGGAGGAGCUGGAUGUUGAUGUUUUGGGUCGCGACCAGUAGACGAUUAUCUCAUUCAUUCGCUGGGAUUGGGAUGAAUGAAUGAUUAUUUACGGAUUUCCACUGGCAGCGCCUCGGGGGGCUUUGUUGGACCCGCCUAGUGCUCUCGAUGUACAUGAGUGAUGAAGAGAGCUGCGCG
Amorphotheca resinae ATCC 22711 is the source of this 560-nucleotide messenger RNA. RefSeq lists its product as hypothetical. The coding region runs from base 86 to 424 and encodes 112 amino acids. The record is from RefSeq and is a predicted model, not a curated record. Lineage: Eukaryota; Fungi; Ascomycota; Leotiomycetes; Helotiales; Amorphothecaceae. Gene Ontology annotation, cellular component: EKC/KEOPS complex. The transcript is spliced from 2 exons.